AUGGCAUCAGCGAAGUACCACACAACUCUCCGGCUCAUUGAAUCCACCCGGCUCACACCCACUGAACACUCGACCUGGAGAGCUUUUCUGGACGAGGCUGUCGACCCGGAGCAUGCUGCUUACUAUAUCUGGGAAAGGAUUCAUAAUCGCCAGGAUUGUUCAACAGAGCAGGCACUGCAUGAGUUAAAAAUUGACUGGAAGCGACUGGUUACGACGUUGGCCAAACGAGAAUUGGUCUCGUCUCAAGCAUGCAUACUCGUUGAAGCUUGA
Molecule: messenger RNA, 270 nt
Organism: Penicillium concentricum
Lineage: Eukaryota; Fungi; Ascomycota; Eurotiomycetes; Eurotiales; Aspergillaceae
Product: Aminoglycoside phosphotransferase
Exons: 2
Coding region: 1-270 (89 amino acids)
Source: RefSeq, a predicted model, not a curated record